AUGUUAAAGUAUUUAUUAUUUUUACAAUGCAGAACUAUCGUUUUAUCAUCUUCAAAAAGGGGAGUAAUUUUUGUAAAUGCACCUGGCCAUUUAUCGACGAAAAGACUGUACUCUAAAAAGAACAAUAAUGGUAAUAAUAAAGACAAACAAAUACAUUCUAAACUUGAAAAUACCACUUCCAAUACCAUCGAAGAAAACGAAAACAUAAGUAAUAAUAUCAAGAAUUCUAGUUAUUCAUCAACAGAGCCAGAUAAAACUGAUGAAUUUCACGAUACUGUUGUUAAAACCCCAAAAGAUCUAGCACAAAAGAUAUUGAAAUUAGAUAGAACCUCUAAUAAUGAUACCACCAAUAAUGAUACCAAUUAUACCCCUUUUUUUUUAAAGGAAAGGAAAAAACAACUGAUUUUACCCCAUGUUCCCGGAAAUGCUAAUAUUCCAAAUAAAGAUGUUCAAAUCGAAGGCCUAUUUGCCGGGCCUAAGCCACUAUUUUUAGGGAAAUCCUCUAUUAUCUCCGACGAUAAGGAUUUAACCCCCAAUUAUCACACUAUAACGGAUUUCUUUACCACACUUGAAAAAAUUGGGGAGGAAGACAACGAUGCCAAUAAUAACAAUAGCACCCAUAAUAGUACCGAUAUAGGUGAAGUUAUUAAUGCAUAUAGGAAUAAAAAGAAAAAUUCAAGGAAACCUAUAAUACCUUGGGAAGCUUCUAUCAGCGGACUGAUUUACAAUGACAAGCCAUUUAGGACCAUUCCUAAAUCACUAAUUUCAAAAUUAAAACCAUUUAAAUUGAUCAAUUUAGAAAAGAAAAAUACAAAGGAUUCACUCUACAAGGACAAUGGUACAGUAAAAUUUAAAGUACAUAAUUCAUUUGUCAAUGAUGAAGUAGAAAUGGUUAAUUUGUUUGACAUCACAGACGAUUUUUCCGAUGAUCGAUCAAAUUCUAAAAGUGAUGCUAAGAAAAAUGGUCCCUUUUCCAAAUCUACUCUAAUAACAGAUGCCAACUUAGCAAAAGAAUGGUAUUAUAGAGAAAAAAUGAGGUACGCAGAAGAUUAUAAAUUUAUUAAAGCAGACCAAUACGUUUUCAAAACAUAUGUUACGAAACUAAACAAAUUUUUGGCCAAAGAAUUUUAUAAACAAACCAAACUUACCAUAAAUAAUCAAUUUAGAGACCAUUUGUUACCACUAUACAUAUAUGUAGACAAAUCCAUUUGUUCUAAAAACCGAUUUCAAAGCUAUUUAAGAAAAAAGAUUAUCGAUAAUAUUGAACCCAUUUUAGAUACAGUUUGCGCAUCUUAUGAAGACCGGAAGCAAGCAGAAGCAUUUCAUGCAAGGGUUAUGAUUAAAGUGAAUGCCAUUACCAAGGAGUUGUCGAUCUAUUUACCGAAAUACACUGGCUUAAACCAAGGAAAAGAUAUAACUGGUUGUUCGGUAAAAACACAGAAAGAAAUUAUGUUUUUGAUUACAACCAAGAAUACAACAUGA
Messenger RNA from Saccharomycodes ludwigii, 1482 nucleotides. It is a transcript of the gene MRX6, whose product is annotated as Mrx6p. The coding region runs from base 1 to 1482 and encodes 493 amino acids. Gene Ontology annotation, cellular component: mitochondrion. NCBI's taxonomy places the organism in Eukaryota, Fungi, Ascomycota, Saccharomycetes, Saccharomycodales, Saccharomycodaceae. The record is from RefSeq and is a predicted model, not a curated record. The transcript is spliced from 2 exons.